AUGCAUAAUACCGAAAACAAAAAAAUGAAUAUGAAAUUUAAAUUAAAUUAUGGAGAUAAAAAAAAUGUUAUCAAUUUAAAUUUACGAAAAGAUAACGAAAACGAGACAACUACUACACAAAAAUCAAGUGCUAUUAGUAGUAGUGGAAACAGACAAACUAGCAAUAAUACUAGUGGGAGCCAGGUUGGUAAUCGAAGUACAGUGGAAAAAAUUAAUUUUAAAAAUUCAACAAAAAAUAUAAAAAUAAAUUUGGCUAGCUCAAGCCUUAAUAAAAAUAAUAUUAACACACAACGAAAUAAUAUUAUUAACGAGUCAUAUUUUUUAAAAAAUGAUAAUAAUUUAAACUCAAAUUUAAAUGGUGUAAAUAAUGGGAAUGUUAUAAGUAUUGGUAAUAGUCCAAGUAAUGUUAGCAACAUAAAUAGCGGAAAUAAUACUGAACAUCAUUCUUUUUUUAGUUCUAAUAUAAAUAAUUAUAAAAGUAAAAUAAAUGGUAAAACUGAUAUGUAUACAUUUGAGAAAUCAAGUAUUAACGAUAAUAUAAGUAUUAAUGAUGGAUUAAGUAGUAUUUUACAUAAUGGGGAAAAUAUGAAUACGAGUGAUAUAUUAUAUAAUAAUAGUGGAAAUAUUAUUAAUAGUCAAAGUAAUAGUAAUGUUAGUUUACUUUUAAAAAAUAGUAAACAAAUACCAUCAAACAAUUUAAAAAUUUAUUAUAAAAAUGAAUUAAUACCAUAUUCUUUUCUAUAUCAUAAAAUAUUAACCAUAUUAAAAUCACAUUAUAACAAUCAUAUUAGUAAUAAUUCAAAUGUUGCAAAUAAGGGUAUAUCUUUUUUUCAUGUAGAAAACAUGCUAAUUAAUUUUGGAUUUAAAGGUGUAGAUAUAAACAACAAUUCUUUGUUAAGUUAUUUAGCUUCAUCAAAACAAAUCAAAAUAGAUUUAAAUGAAAAAAGAAUUUGUUAUAUAAACCCGUAUACAGAUAUUACAAAUAUAACAGCACUAUUAAAUAAAAUUAAUAAACAUGGUUUUUUAUAUGGUUAUGAAAUUAACGAUGAUUUAAUUAAUACAAAUAAAGAAAUAUACAAAUGGGUAAAUACAUUAUUAUAUGAAAAAAAAAUACGUUGCAUACGAUCAAACAAUAGUCAUUUAAGAGGGAAAUUAAAAUGCAAAAAUUUACCAACCUUUUGUGAUAUAUAUUCAAAAAGUAAAUGUGAUAAUUGCUUUUAUAAUUUAAAAGGAUAUAUAUUUUUCCCCCUUUCAUAUCAACAUAUAGAAAAUGAAAGGUAUUCAAUUACAAAUGAUAUCAAAAAUUUAUGGGAUAAUAUUACCCUUCCAAAUUUAGAUAACAUUUUAAAAGAGUAUAAAUUAAAAUCUACAAACAAAAUAUUUUCAAAUGACAAUGCUCCAAAGCGAAAAAAUAAAGAUGAUAAAUUUACACCAAUCAUUAAAAAAAUGAAACGAAUAUAUAAUACUCAUUUAUUCACAGCUGAUGAAAUUAAAAAUGAAUUUAUCCAAAAAAAAUGA
Molecule: messenger RNA, 1518 nt
Organism: Plasmodium berghei ANKA
Lineage: Eukaryota; Apicomplexa; Aconoidasida; Haemosporida; Plasmodiidae
Product: conserved Apicomplexan protein, unknown function
Exons: 1
Coding region: 1-1518 (505 amino acids)
Source: RefSeq, a predicted model, not a curated record